Messenger RNA from Drosophila miranda, 2265 nucleotides. RefSeq names its product lactosylceramide 4-alpha-galactosyltransferase-like. NCBI's taxonomy places the organism in Eukaryota, Metazoa, Arthropoda, Insecta, Diptera, Drosophilidae. The transcript has 4 exons. The coding region runs from base 456 to 1622 and encodes 388 amino acids. Gene Ontology annotation, molecular function: alpha-1,4-N-acetylgalactosaminyltransferase activity. Gene Ontology annotation, biological process: glycosphingolipid biosynthetic process. The record is from RefSeq and is a predicted model, not a curated record.
GACGAAAGGGGCCAUGUGAACCGUCGAACGAAUAAGGCAAUAAACAUUCGAAUUAGAAGAGAAGAAAGAACAGACGAACGAAAAGGUACCUUAUUGACACACUCAGUGAAAAUGGUCACUCUCUUGAAUUUUGGGAAAAACCCGAUAAAUAUUCGAAGCUUCAGAAUAGCUCAAAUUAUAAGCCUUUGAAAUAAAUUUUAUACAUCUUUUAGUAUUAUCGCCAGAGGCUGUUGAAAGAAAGACGAAUAUUGUAUUAUGCCUUUACUAUUUAUUUUGGCCUUCAAGGAAGAACCUUGGACAAAUAGAAAUGUUCUGAACUCAAGUUUAUAAGUUUUCUAAAUUACUUUGUUGUCCAAAUUUGAAAGAAGUUGUUUAUCGAACUCAAAGUAAGCAAGGUAUUGCAAGAUAGUCCAUCAAUCUAUACAGGAGUGGCCAAUUUUCAUAAAACCUUCAACAUGAUUCUGCGGUAUUUUACCAACGGAAUACUCCGUUUGUUGUUCAUUACUUUGAUUGUGACUCUGAUAGGUAUCAUUACACUCACAUACAAUUGGCCAAAUGGGGCAGAAGCAGAGUCGGUGCCACACUCGACAGUGGGUGCUGCAGAGGACCCAGAGCCGACAGCGGCAUCUAGCGAGCCACUGGCGAGCAUCCGUCUAGACGAUGUUCUACUGGCGGAGCCCAGGCCCACGCCCGGACAGAGCAUAUUUUUCCACGAAACGAGCUCCUAUGAUACCAAAAACAAACAUCUUAAUAUCCUGAAGCUAACCGCCCGUCAAUCGUGUGCUAUCGAAUCUGCUGCACUCCAUAAUCCGAAUUUCCAGGUAUACGUUUUGUUCGUUGACCGAAAAUACAGUCUUGUUGUUGACCCCAACGUAGGGAAUAGAAGCAUCCAGCAGCCUCUUUUCGAUGCCAUCUUAAGCUAUAGCAAUGUCCGUUUGCGGCGUCUAAAUCUCUGGAGAUAUGCUGCAGGCACACCUAUGGAAGAAUGGCUCAGGGAGGGUAAUCUGUUUCGCUCGCGAUAUGUGGUCUCUCACAUCUCUGAUUUUCUGCGUUUUUUGACCCUAUUUCGCUAUGGCGGCCUGUAUCUGGACAUGGAUGUGGUCGUGCUUCGAAGUAUGGAGGAUAUACCACCAAAUUACACAGGAGCCGAGUCCGAUACUUUCCUUGCCGCUGGCAUCAUGAACUUAGCAGCCAGUGGCUUUGGUCAUCAGAUUGCCGCCUCUUGUCUGCACGACUUUCAGACAAAUUUCGAUGGCAAUGUUUGGGGGCAGAAUGGCCCAGAGGUGAUAACACGCGUGGCCCAACAGAUUUGCGGGACCAAGAAUAUCUCAGUGAUGCAGACGAAUCGCAAACGCUGCUUGGGUUUUAAGGUGUUUGGUAGAGGCGCCUUUUACGCUGUGACCUCUGAUAAGUGGCUGAACUUCUUUAAUCCACAUAAACUGGAGGAGACCUUGGCCCGCACCAAAGACUCGUAUGCGGUGCAUGUCUGGAACAGCCAAUCGGAAAAGCAACCAAUUAAGAUUGGGUCAACCUGUGCCUAUGCCAAAUAUGCCGAGAAAAAUUGUCCACGCGCCUAUCAUGCUGCAGGGACUAAGCAGUACGAAUGCCCGUCUGAAGAAUAGGCUAUUAACUCACACAUCCCUCGAGAGUAGGCCACAUCAUCAUUCUUAUUCCUUAAAUUCUUCGUUUUGUUUUAUUCUGUUGGAGGGACACAGACCAAAAUCUAUUAAAUAUAAAUUAAACAUUUCUGUGUACACUCUAAUGCUUUUGUUUGUUUUUUAUACAAACAAACUUAUUGCUUCUAAGAAAUUACAUUACGUGUUUGCUGUGUGACUUGUGCUGGGGCCAGAAACCAGGACUGGGGCUCGAGAAGGCAAGGAUAGAUGCAGGUGCACCAUUAAAGAUUUUAAGCUUGCGUUGGAAGAGCCACAGCUGCACCCGAAUUAGAAAAUUAGGAGUUUUCCCACACGCUGUCUAUGAUGGUACACGCUGGCGGCAGUCAUUCGUCCAGCUGCUCAUUGAGUUGUGCCAGGAGUGCUGCCCGCUUUGAUUCCAGUUCGCCGUCGCUUAACGUUAGUUCCUCGUUACGUGAGCCUCCCGAAUCCAUGGACUGGACAGGACUGAGUGGUGUCGUGGAACGAUUGUGUCUGUUGUGUCGUUUGCCUUCUUUGUCUUUUUUGGAACGCUUUUCCUUUUUCUUCUUCUUGGCUGGCGAAUGCGAGUUUGAAUCGGUAUGCAGGAGCGCCAAGCUAGGCGACAGAUUCC